Molecule: messenger RNA, 1224 nt
Organism: Rhinopithecus roxellana (golden snub-nosed monkey)
Lineage: Eukaryota; Metazoa; Chordata; Mammalia; Primates; Cercopithecidae
Gene: GNG14
Product: G protein subunit gamma 14
Biological process (GO): G protein-coupled receptor signaling pathway
Cellular component (GO): heterotrimeric G-protein complex
Molecular function (GO): G-protein beta-subunit binding
Source: RefSeq, a predicted model, not a curated record
CGGAAGCCGCGAGGAGCCUUUAGGCUGGAGUGCUGUGACGCGAUCUCGGCCCACUGCAACCUCCGACUCCCGGACUCAGGUCAUCUUCCCACCCCAGCAUCCAGACAAGCUGGGACUACAGCUGCAGCUGUCACCUCCACCUCCUCUGGGAAGCCUUCCCUGAACUUCCACUGGGUCAGAGGCCUCUUCUGGGACCCAGGGCUGCCGUCUCUUUCCCUCCAGCAAGACUGUGAGACCCUCAAUGUCGUCUGCACCUCAAAUGCACCCUCCUAACAGUGCAUACGGUCAACAGGAUUAUUCACUCACUCUACAAUUCAUGUAGUCUGUUCUCUAUGGUGGACUCUGUGUUAGGCACUAAGGAUUUAGUGGUGAACAAGACCAAGAUGUGGACCCUGCCCUACUGGAGCCCACAAUGUGAUUGGGAAGAUAGAAAGUUAACAACAAUGAUGUCCAGCAAGGUGGCCAUCAGUGGUGACAUUGGGCAGGCCCGCCAGGCAGUGGAGCAGCUCCGGAUGAAGGUGGGCAUCGACCGAGUGAAGGUGAGGGUCGGGGCCAGUACAGGAGGUGGGAAGAGGUGGAAACACAUGGGCCAGGAGACAGGUACAUGCCUGUGUCUGGUCUGACUGACCCAGUUGGUCUGCAGGUGUCCAAUGGCCGCCGAUCUGCUGCAGUUCUGCACAGAGCAGGCCAAGAGCGACCCCUUCCUUGUAGGCAUCCUGGCCGCCACCAACCCCUUCAAGGAAAAGAAGCCCUGUGCCAUCCUAUGAACCCAGGACAAUGCCACCCUGUGGCCUGGGCAAACCAGGGGACCUCAAUAAACAUGAAGUGAAUACUUCUCAGGGUAUGGCUGAGCCCGGCUGAGAUGGGAGACCAGAGGGACUUUGGGCUUGCAGGGGCCAGGUGCACACCUAGCCCAGCCUCCCUCCCUGGCCUGACCCCGGGGUCACAGCCACAGCAGCACACACAGACCCUAGAGCCCUAGACAGAGAACAUGCCAUCCCCCUUGCCCUCCCCAGCACCCAUGGGAUAGCCUGAGCAGUUACCCUUUCAAAUGGCCAGGAUUUGAGUCAUAAUCUACACACCACACACAUCACACAUCACACACACACACACACAAGUGACAUCAUAGACACAGGUGACCAUGAUCCCCAGGAAUCUCCUUCAAAUAAACACACAGCAACAGCUGACACGCACCCCCCAGCCCAGACUUUCUAUCUCUCCCAG